AUGGAUACGAUAGAUUUUGACAUCAAUGAUGCUCUUAAGCAUUAUAUGAGCGACCCCGCGACUGUUGCGACACCAGAGGCAGAUUCCAACCUUGUCGAUUGCGAAAAUGACCCCGAAUCACUCACAAACGCCCUUGUCAACAGCGUAUUGAAUCCUAUCAUAGAUUCAGUUGCAGAGAAUCCAGAUGCUAUAACUAGAAGUUCCUCAUUUGAUUCCUUGCAAUUUUUGCUAAAGUGUGUACCAAUUUGUUCUCAAUCUACUCAAAAUUACCCCACCGAACCAGAUUCUGAACUCUUCAAACUUUCUAGAUCCUCUUCCGCCCUACCUACACAUGCUCUAAGCAAGAUAUUUGAUCUUAUAAUCUCCGGACUUUCUGCCGAAGCAGAUAUCAUCCAUAACGACCUCGAAACGGACGAACAAGAAUUAGUAGCUCAUCAUAAACAACUAUUAGAGAUCUUUGGAUUCCUGUUACAAUGGACAAUCGCAGCAGUAGAAACCAAGGCUGCCGAGAAGUCGACAUCUGCCCCGGCAGCUCGUGGAAGAGGCAAAACCUCGAAGACCAAAACAAGUGUGAAAAAUGAGAAUUGGGACUCAUCUGCCCAAUUACAAACAGCACUUGACACUAUGUGCAAGGUUUUGAAAUUAAAACUUUCAAAAAUAUUUCUAACAACAUCUGAGAGGGAUACAUUUAUAAGCCUAUUUACCAGACCUGUGUAUAUGGUACUAGAAAGCGAGCAAAGAGUAAAGAAUACACCUAUCCGGAUGCAUGCAUUUAAAGUGCUUUGCAUCGCUGUAAAGCACCACGGCCACGGUUAUGCUGCACAAAUAUCCAUUGUCCAAAAUUUGACAUAUUUCGAACACUUGGCCGAGCCUAUGGCCGAGUUUUUACACAUUCUUUCAGAACAAUAUGAUUAUCCUCAAUUAUCGGACGAAAUCAUUCGAGAGCUUAGUAAUAAAGAAUUUAAUAGCAAUGAUACCAAAGGACCAAAGUCAGUAUCGUCGUUUAUUGUCAAGCUCUCAGAGCUUGCUCCUAGGCUUGUCAUCAAGCAAAUGACUAUGCUGGCAAAACAACUGGAUAGCGAGAACUACGCAGUACGAUGUGCUCUUAUCGAAAUUUGUGGAAAUCUCGUUGCAGACUUGAGUAAACAAGAAGAACGUGGCGACAACCAUAAAUCGCAACUUAAUGCAUUUUUCGACGUCUUGGAAGAACGAUUCUUGGAUAUCAACCCAUACUGUAGAUGUCGAACAAUCCAAGUAUACAUCAAGCUCUGUGAACUCGAACAAAAGUUUCCAAAGCGUCGACAGAGAGCCGCAGAACUGGCAGCACGAAGUUUGGAGGAUAAGAGCAGCAACGUCCGCCGAAAUGCAGUCAAACUUUUGGGAACCUUGAUCAAAACUCAUCCAUUUAGUCUCAUGCACGGAUCACAGUUAAAUUUCAAAGAGUGGAAUUCUCGAUUGGAAGCCGUUGACGCCGAACUAAAUGCACUUAAGCCCCCAGCAGAGGCGGCUGGUUUAGCUGAUACUACCAGGGUGGAAGCUGAUACACAACUAUUAGACGAUGCUACAGUUCUAGAAUCGGAUUCUCCGAAGAAGGCUCAAGCACCUAUGAGCGACGAAGAAAAGAUAGCCACAAUUAAGAAAGCACAAGAAGAAGCUGCUACCUCAGAGGCAAUCAAUAAGUUGACUUUGACCAGGCGAUACUAUGUUGAAGCCCUUAAAUUCAUCGAAGUUUUGCAUGGAGCUACGACCAUCAUAUGCCAACUUCUUGGAUCGAAGAAUAAGAGCGAAGUUAUUGAGGCCAUGGAUUAUUUCGAAAUUGGCGAUGCUUACAACAUCGAACAAAACAAACUUGGCAUUAGAAGAAUGUUACGUCUCAUCUGGACGAAGGGCAAUAGUGAUGAAGGAAAGGGUGUUCAGAAUCAUCUUAUUGAUUGCUACAAGCGUCUGUUUUUUGAAGCCCCUGAUACAUACAGUGAAAAUGACGCCGCAAACUAUAUUGCACGCAACAUGAUCAGUUUAACAUUUGGAGCAACACCAGCUGAAUUGACUUCUUUGGAACAACUAUUAAGUACUAUGAUGAAGGCGAAUCAUAUCUCGGAUCUCGUCAUCUCAAAGCUCUGGCAAGUCUAUGGGGUCCAAAAGAGAGAAAUUUCAAAAAGUCAGAGGCGAGGCUCAAUCAUUGUUUUAGGUAUGCUUGCCACUGCAAGACCUGAAAUUGUGGUUGGAGAAAUGGAGACUAUGUUAAGAAUCGGUUUGGGUAGUCUUGGAAGAUCAGAUUUACAGUUGGCCAAAUACACCUGCCUCGCGCUUAGACGAAUUAAUCCUACCGGAAGACAAGCAACAGUGCAAACUUCAAAGCUUAGCAAUGACCAUGCCGUUCUCGGAAAGCUAGCCGCUAUAAUAGAAGUGGAGUCGGAUAAUAAGGAGUGGUAUGGAGUCGCUGAACAAGCGAUUAGUGCUAUCUACGCCCUUUCAAAACAUCCAGACAAUCUUUGCUCAGAGAUUCUUCGAAGGAAGACGAAACAUGUAUUCCAGCGACGAGCCACGACACCGCAUCAACCAAAAUUGGAUGAAGACAAUGAUACAGAUAUGAUGGACGUAGAUAUGAUGGAUGUGGAUACUGAAGAAAAAGCACCGGAAGAAGCGCAACCAACAGAGACCGAAACGCCGGCGCCACCAGAGAGCAAGCAAAAAGGCUCUCUUGCUUUAUCGCAACUUCUCUUUAUAGUGGGUCAUGUCGCCAUCAAGCAGAUUGUGCAUUUAGAGCUGUGCGAAAUGGACUUUAAGAGGCGGAAGGCAGACGCUGAAAAGAAUAAGGCAGCGGAAACACCAGACGAUAAAGCUGCAAAGGAAGCUGCUGAUGACUUAGAUAUGAUAGGAGGAACGACGGAAGAUGACUUUACUGAUGCCAUGUCGCAUAUCAGAGAACGUGAGCUGUUAUACGGACAGAAUUCCCUACUGGCUAACUUUGGUCCACUUGUGGCUGAAAUUUGUUCAAAUAAUACAACAUACAAGGAUCGCAAUCUUCAAGCAGCUGCCACCCAAUGCUUGGCAAAGCUUAUGUGCGUCAGUUCUGAGUACUGCGAAACGAAUCUUCCUCUUCUCAUCACUAUUAUGGAGCGAUCAAAGGAUCCAAUCAUUCGUUCGAAUGUUGUCAUCGCCCUUGGCGAUAUGGCCGUCUGUUUCAAUCAUCUUAUCGAUGAGAACACGGAUUUCCUUUACAGAAGACUGAACGACAAGGAUGCUAGUGUGAAGAGGACUUGUUUGAUGACUCUCACUUUCCUCAUUCUUGCUGGUCAAGUGAAGGUUAAGGGUCAAUUAGGAGAGAUGGCUAAGUGUCUCGAAGACGAUGACAAACGUAUCGCGGAUUUGAGCAGAAUGUUCUUUACUGAAUUGAGCACUAAGGAUAAUGCUGUUUACAAUCACUUUGUUGAUAUGUUCAGUUUGUUGAGUGCCGAGAAGGAACUUGAAGAGGAUGCUCUCAGGAGAAUUAUUAAAUUCUUGGCUGGCUUUAUUGAAAAGGAUAAGCAUGCUCGUCAACUUGCCGAUAAAUUGGCAGCUCGUUUAGCCAGAUGCGAGAGUGAGAGACAAUGGAAUGAUGUAGCGUAUGCUUUAAGCUUGUUACAACAUAAGAAUGAAGAAAUUACCAAGUUGGUACAAGGAGGGUUUAGGGUUGUGCAGGCUAGUGCUUGA
Molecule: messenger RNA, 3693 nt
Organism: Sclerotinia sclerotiorum 1980 UF-70
Lineage: Eukaryota; Fungi; Ascomycota; Leotiomycetes; Helotiales; Sclerotiniaceae
Exons: 3
Coding region: 1-3693 (1230 amino acids)
Biological process (GO): mitotic cell cycle; meiotic chromosome condensation; mitotic chromosome condensation
Cellular component (GO): nucleus; condensed chromosome, centromeric region
Molecular function (GO): histone binding
Source: RefSeq, a predicted model, not a curated record